AUGACGUUCCCACGACCACAAGUGCUUGUGACGCUCCCAAAAUCACAAAGGUUCGAGGCCUCAAACCGUCGCCUGCUGCUCUCUGCGAGGAAUCAGGUUUUGUUACGACAUUACCGCGCUGGGCCAUCAAGAAGUCGAUUAUCGGCGGUCUGGCUUCCUACUGGGGGUAUUACGGCCGGGCGAAACGAGGAUGCUCACGACAAGCUCAUUCGAGCGGGUUUCCUCAGACAGUCUCACUCGGGGAUUUUCCACCUUCUUCCACUUGGCAAACGCGUUCAAGAUAAACUAGAAGGCCUGAUCGAUCAUUACAUGCAAGACUUAGGAGCCUCAAGAGUUGCAUUAUCAACCAUAACCUCCCAGGAGUUAUGGCGGAAAAGUGGUCGUUUCAGUCAGCUGGGAUCAGAGCUUUUUGGAUUUGAAGAUCGUAAGGGAGCUCAGUACAUGUUAUCACCCACGCACGAAGAAGAAAUUACUUCCUUGGUGGCAAAGACUGUUAAGUCGUACAAAGAGCUACCACUUCGUCUUUACCAAAUUACCCGCAAAUUUCGCGACGAGCUACGCCCUCGACAUGGCCUUCUAAGAUCCCGCGAGUUUACUAUGAAGGACUUGUACACUUUCGAUAUCUCCCAACAAGCAGCAUUGGAGACGUACAAUAAGGUCCAGGCAGCCUAUGCGGGCAUAUUUGGCGCCUUGAAGCUACCGGUGAUGGUUGCCAAAGCUAGCUCUGGCGACAUGGGAGGUGACCUCAGCCACGAAUACCAUCUUCCUACUCCUAUUGGAGAGGACACCGUCAUCAACUGCAGUAUUUGUGAUUAUACAGCCAAUACCGAAGUUGCAGAAACCCAACCAAACACGACAGAACCAGAGAAUGCGGACAUGGCAGCACAAACAGGAAUCUCCUCUGUCAAGGUAUGGCGAGGGAUCAGCAAAGACCGUUAUACCCUAGUGAAUGUUUGGUACCCAGGACAGAUUCCAGGCAGGAGGCAGAUGGUUGAUAUGCUAGACACUGAUAUCAGCAUUCCCGCUGUCAAGUCCGUCGUCCCCGAUUUAGACGCUAGCAUCGAGAAUGCUCUUUCUCUAUGGAGAGAUGCUAUUGCAACCGCAUUUACUGAAGAUCAGACUGCAGCAAACCGACCGAAGCUUGUAAAUGUGGUAGAUUUCAGACUGGUAAAGUGGGUUGACGAACUUUUGCGGCAGGAGACGAAGAUGUGGCCUUUCGCACAAUCAAGAUCCAAACUGGAGUCUGUUACAGUGACAGAAGGUGGAAAUGGACAAGGACUGAACGUACUUAUCCCACACGCAGGUGACAAAUGCCCUAAUUGCGACAGUGGCACCCUGCAAGUACAAAAGGCUCUUGAAGUGGGACAUACCUUCCACCUGGGAACACGGUACUCGGAGCCUCUCGGAGCAAUGGUCUCGACACCGGGGUUUGCCACCAGCGACGGUGUCACAAGUCAGUCUCUGAUGACGGAGAAGUUACAGCCAAUGCAGAUGGGAUGUCACGGAAUUGGAAUAUCGCGACUUAUCGGUGCUGUUGUUGAGCAUUUGGCGGAUCAAAAAGGACUGCAAUGGCCUCGAGCUAUAGCCCCAUACGAGGCGGUCGUGAUAUAUGCGACUGAGUAUACAGAAGAGGCUGUGGGUGUUUAUGACCAGCUUGCGAGGCCAAUGUCUGAACUAGCUGCGGUGGAUGUGGUGCUAGACGACCGCAAAGUGUCAUUUGGUUGGAAGCUCAAGGAUGCGGAGCUGGUUGGAUACCCAGUAGUAGUGCUUCUUGGCAAGGUCUGGGGGCAAAGUGGCAGCUGCGAAUUGCACUGCAGAAGGCUUGGUAUCAGUGAGAAAGUGUCGCUUUCGGAUAUUCGCAGACGCGUAUCAGAGUCGUUGGAGAAAUUGUGA
This is a messenger RNA of Colletotrichum truncatum, 1893 nucleotides long. The record is from RefSeq and is a predicted model, not a curated record. NCBI's taxonomy places the organism in Eukaryota, Fungi, Ascomycota, Sordariomycetes, Glomerellales, Glomerellaceae.